AUGAGUCUGGCUGUUGAUGCAUUAGACCUUACCAGGGUCCAACAUCUUCAAAGAGCAGAGGAAGCCGGCGAGUCCCCUCCUUAUGCUACCAGCGCGAUCCUCCAGGAGGUCAACUCCAUCAAAGAGAUCCUCAACCGUCAGCCCGCAUCAGACCAGAACUUAUCGCCGCAAAAGCUCGCCGGGUUUCUCAACUUCGUUCGGACCUUCAUAGACAACCAGUCGUCCACGGUUCCGGCAUCAGACAUGGCGAGACUGUCCGUCACCGCCGACAACGCCGGCUCUUCAACCUACUCCAUGUCCGCCGCACCAAGCUUAGACGGAGACGUGAACCCAUACCCAACCCUGCUCGCGCCAGCUCCCGCCCACGCCACAUUCCGUCACGUCGGCAAGAUCACAAUGAACCUGGAAAAAGAACCCGUCGACAUCCGCUUCACCUCCGCAACAGACCCGACCUCCUUCGCCGUCUCCAACUUCUUCAAAGACAUCAGCCUCUUCGACGCCGCCUCCGGGGAGCGCAGGCGUACCAUCAAAGUAAAAGGCGUGAACAUGGUCUUCUCCCCGCUGAUGGACCUCGUCGCCGUAACGACGGAGCAUCACGAUGAAUACGUCAACCGGUUUCCCAAGACCAUUAUAACAUCACAUGACAUGGUCCACUUCGAGAGGCCGGCCCUCUACGUCGUCGAAUGGGUCAACGACAACAGCCCCAACGCGCGCAAGUUCAUCCUGCAGUGGCACGGCAUCCGCGCCUUUGCCUUCAGCCCCGACGGCCAGCUUCUGGCAAUCAAGGGAGUACGCAAUCGCGUUGAGAUCGUCACAGCCGCCAAAGGGCAGGGGUACAGCGUCAUCCGCAGUCACACCGAUGAAGUCACGCACGCGGAGUGGACGGCGGACUGCACCAGGCUUGUCACUGCAUCCAAGGACGGGACGCUGAGGAUCACGAAUGUCGAGACUGGCCGGAACAUUGCCAAGAUCGAGAUGGAGGACUGGAGGAACCCGCUCCGGCUUGCUGUGAGCCCGGCGGGAGUGAUUGCAUCGAUUUGGGGCAGAACGGUGACGAUAUGGGACCCUGAGAGCGGCGCGAUGAACAGUUACAACCUUGAGACGGCAAAGGGCAGCGAGGGCGUCCCCUUGGCGAUCUCACCUGACCUGCGGUGGGUUGUGUACCGGUCAGACGAUGGCGCUGAUGCCACCGACCUCGCGACUGGGAAGGUGGUCUACUCGGCGAGGCUGGAGUCAGGCUUCGCGGUCUCGGCUGCCUUUUCUGGAAAUGGGCAGUUCAUGGUAGUCGGGAGAAAUGAUUCUGGCAUUCUCAACAUUCAGACUUGA
Colletotrichum acutatum is the source of this 1326-nucleotide messenger RNA. RefSeq names its product ribosome assembly protein 4. Gene Ontology annotation, molecular function: protein binding. NCBI's taxonomy places the organism in Eukaryota, Fungi, Ascomycota, Sordariomycetes, Glomerellales, Glomerellaceae. The record is from RefSeq and is a predicted model, not a curated record. The transcript is spliced from 4 exons. Bases 1 to 1326 code for a protein of 441 amino acids.